Asterias rubens (European starfish) is the source of this 2001-nucleotide messenger RNA. RefSeq names its product solute carrier family 41 member 1-like. Gene Ontology annotation, biological process: monoatomic cation transport. Gene Ontology annotation, molecular function: monoatomic cation transmembrane transporter activity. Gene Ontology annotation, cellular component: plasma membrane. The transcript has 10 exons. The coding region runs from base 228 to 1919 and encodes 563 amino acids. Lineage: Eukaryota; Metazoa; Echinodermata; Asteroidea; Forcipulatida; Asteriidae. The record is from RefSeq and is a predicted model, not a curated record.
AACCACUGAGUCAAGGGGGUGUCUAGUUGUUCAAGAGUACGUGGCACUGGCUUACAAAAGAAGCGUCCAUCUGUAUUUGUGUUGAUUCUCAUCCACCAUAAUCAUUGAUCCAUCCCUUCACAACGGUCUGCAACAAGGUAUAACAAUGUACGUAAAAGACAGCAUUUUCGUUUCCAGAACUAUGACCAGGACAGUGCACGUUUAAGGUGCACUGGCAGGACCACAAGAUGCAUGCUGACAAACCGUCCGAGACAAAUGGAGAAGACAAACAGGGUACAACGCUAAGACAACGAAUUCCAGCGAGGGCUUCCAGUGCAAGAUCCAAAACCAUGGUGCCUAAGAUUGAGCUUGAGAUUAGCCCUACGAUGGAUGAGGCCAGACAACAUCACAUCGCAGAUGUUCAUCCAAAUAAAGACAGUGCACCAUCCACUCAGGAUGGUGUUUGGAAUGGUGAUGUUAGUCGCCCUAAAGACACAGACCAAGGAGGUGGUUUAGGUGCCACUGCAGGCGCUAUCGAUGAUGAUGGUGUUGAUGAUGAGGCGGAGGUAGAGACCUCCUUCACUGUGCCUCUUCUGCGGAGACAUUCAGAGGAAGAUGAGGAAAGUGUGGGGCAUGAGGAAGUGGGCGUGGUUGGCCACGAGGAAGAGUCGUCAUUCAGCAUCGCACUCCAGGUUUUCUUGCCGUUUCUUAUUGCUGGAUUCGGUACGGUGGGUGCAGGAUUGGUUCUCGACAUGGUACAGCAUUGGCCAGUGUAUACCACCGUCACUGAGGUCUUCAUCCUAGUGCCUGCUCUUCUUGGUUUGAAAGGCAAUCUGGAGAUGACCCUUGCUUCAAGGCUCUCCACUGUAGUUAACCUUGGCAGUAUUGAUGAUAACAAGGAGCUAUGGAGAAUGAUAGGUGGAAACAUGGCCCUUACUCAGUGCCAAGCUAUUGUGGUUGGAUUCUUAGCAUCUAUGGCAGCAGCACUGAUGGGAUAUAUACCCGACGGAGAGAUCAACAUUUAUCACAUUUUACUACUAUGUGCUAGCAGUCUGGUCACAGCCUCACUAGCCAGUGGCAUACUAGGAACUAUAAUGGUAGCCGUUGUUCUGAUAUCUAAGAAGUGUCACAUUAAUCCAGACAAUGUGGCUACACCUAUAGCAGCUAGCCUCGGAGAUCUCACCACUCUUGCCUUACUCUCCUGGAUUACCAGUAUACUCUAUAGGGCAAUAGGUGAUGAUGACCAUCAUCGGCAACCUUGGCUGGCGCCCUGUAUAAUCUUAUUCUUCUUGAUGUUGGUACCCCUAUGGGUGUAUUUAUCCCAUCACAAUAAGUACACCCAUGAGGUGCUGUAUCAUGGAUGGAGCCCGGUCAUCAUAGCUAUGAUGAUCAGCAGCUGUGGUGGCCUAGUCCUAGAUGUUGCCAUCAGACAGAAUGCAGGUGUCGCUGUCUUCAGCCCGGUCAUCAACGGUGUAGGCGGUAACCUAGUAGCCGUCCAGGCCAGUAGAAUAUCAACACAUCUCCACAGGCUAGGCAAGCCUGGUACCCUACCUCCUGGACGGAAGGGACUGUGCCUUAAUCCAAUUAAAGUAUUCUUAGGCUCGGACCAGCAUGCUCGUUCGUGUCGAGUCCUAUUCCUGAUGGUCGUUCCAGGGCAGCUGAUUUUUCUCUUCUUUAUUUCAAUUGUCAAAGCUGGCCAUACGUCCAUUACCAUUAGAGUGACCAUCAUGUAUCUAACAGUUGCAUCUAUUCAGGUUGGAGUACUCCUUUUUAUCGCCAACUGGCUCGUCCAUUUCCUCUGGAAGAAGUCCAUGGACCCCGAUAACUUCUCCAUCCCAUACCUGACUGCCGUUGGAGAUCUCCUGGGCACUGCUCUACUUGCCUUGGGCUUCUACAUCACAUGGUUGCUUGGAGACAGAGACAGCGAUGUUGGAGAUUAGAGAACUUAAGGUUUGACAUCAUCUACACAUUAAAGGCAGUGGACACUAUUGGUAAUUACUCAAAAUAAUUAUUAGCAUGAAA